CGCUGCGUUAUGUUGGCACCACUGCGCUCAUGUCAGAUGGCCGAACAUAACCUAUAAAAAGUUGAUUAUUUUAUUAUUUUUGUGCAUAAUUUAACAAUGUGUUAAAUGAAAAUGGAUGCAAGAGUGAACGACUUUCUUAACGAAAUUGACGAAAUAGCCCCACUUAGCGAAAACAAGGAGGAUUGUGCUUGGGAAAAGUGUUAUGAUGAAGAGAGCGGUUAUUAUUAUUACUGGAACACUAAAACAAACGAAGUAACGUGGGAUAUGCCCGCCGAAUACAAAUCAUUGAACAAAACCAAAAGUAAAAAAACUUGCAACUUGUAUAUCCCUCCACGAACAGCCCCCUUGUUUCCAAGCACACGUAACUUGUUACCGCCUGUAUCAGAUGCCAUAAAAAUUUAUAAAAUUGGUGAAUGUGCUGGGAGUAGUACAAAGAGUGAGAAAGUUGUAAAAGGGGAAGAACAUAAAGUUAAAGAAGAGAAAAAGACUGUGGUGAAAACUAAACCGGUUAGGAAACACAGUGAUUCUGAUGAUGAAAAAAUUGUUUUGAUCUCAUCUUAUAGUGGCGACAGUGAAUCAGAGGAGGAAAAGGAGGAAGCAAAUACAAAAAAAUUGAUAAAUGGAUCAAAGCCGCUCCUUACUUCAGAAGAUAAUGACGAAGUUACGAAACAGAAAACAUCAACUGAACCUACGAGUAAAGCUUCAAUUGUACCGAAAAAACCUGAAAACAAGGAAAUUUCCGGUUUUUCACUCGUUGCCGGUUAUAGUGACUCCGAUGAAGAGCAGGAAGAAUCAAACCACAAGCCUAAUUUUUUAAUAGGACCACCUCCUCAAGAAAAUAAAGUUUCUCAUAGCACCCUUUUUCCCGCCACUAAACCAAUAGACGUUAAAGAUUUUGCUGAAUCGCCAAAAAUAAUCGGAGAAGGUGAUGAAGGUUUUGAUUCAAAGGCGUUUCAACGUAAACGCCGAAUUGGAGUUGCGUUAAUAAAUACCGGUAAAAAAACAGUAAUUGAUGAUGAUAACGAACGAAAAGGACUGGGAUUUUCUAAUGAUAGCAAUAGUGGUGAGAAUUCAAGCAGUCCGUAUCCCGGAUUUAAAAGUGGAGGUGUUAUGUUUGUCAAAGCUGAUGUUUUAAAUCCAACGAGUACAGAAGAGAAAGCUGAAGAUUGUAGUUUGAUUGAAGAAACGUACACGACAUUGAAAGAAAAAUUAGGAUUUUUAAGUGAAGGUCGAGAAGAGGUUUCACCUGUUCAAGUGAUGCUUAUUCAAGUUGAGACUCUCUACAUCGCACUCAAGUCGGGAAAUUUAAAACACACCUAUUUAAAGCAAUGGCUUGAUGAGAAAUGCUCCGAACUCAUUAAACUUGAAAAAGAAGCGACUCCAGAAGGUUGGCUUCUUCAAUGGGAUAGGUCACAUAAGCGCUAUUUUUAUCAAAAUGCGUCUACGGGGGAGAGUCAAUGGGAAUAUCCCCAAGCCGAUGUUACAGUGUGUGAUGAAGCUAUGGAUAUUUGUACAACACCUCCUCCAACAGAACCAACAAUUCAUAUGUCGCCUCCUUUGCCUCCAGUCAUCGCUAGUCCGAGUCCGCCGCCACCACCUAGCAUUAGUGACUGCAAGACCAGUAAAAAAAAGAAAUGUGAUAUUCCUCUCCCUCCUGAGCCAAAAAAAGAUGUAUCUAGUGAAAGGUAUGCCAGCAAUGGGGAACCAUUUCCUCCAGGUGUGGAUGCGUCUGAUGUGACAACAAAAACAAAGGAUAUUAAAGGAAAUGAUAUGACCGAUGUUCUAAACUCGUUUUAUUCAGAUAUUGCUGCAAUUGAAACUAGUAAUUCACCACCUGUUUCUAAUGUUAACGAAGAUACAAAAUUAGAGUCGACUGUGGACAAUGUUCAAGAACCGAUGAAGAAAAAGAAGAAAACGAAAGUGAAAUUGGCACAAGGAAUAGCUAUGAAGAAGAAAGGGGUGUCGAAAUUGGUGGAAAAAUGGAAGAAUGUACAAUUGUCAUAUAAUGAUUGAAUGCAAAAGUUUUUUUACCUAAAUAAUAAAGUAGAGAUCAAACUUU
Messenger RNA from Tribolium castaneum (red flour beetle), 2059 nucleotides. Its product is annotated as formin-binding protein 4. The transcript is spliced from 9 exons. Bases 106 to 2013 code for a protein of 635 amino acids. NCBI's taxonomy places the organism in Eukaryota, Metazoa, Arthropoda, Insecta, Coleoptera, Tenebrionidae. The record is from RefSeq and is a predicted model, not a curated record. Gene Ontology annotation, molecular function: protein binding.